UCGAAGGAGUCGCCUGGUUGUAGCUUGUAAGCUGUCAGUCUUGUUGCUGGCAAACGAAUAAAUUAUUUAUCUUAGUCUUAGAACCGAAACAUUAGUAUUAAAAAUGGUGGACCGUGGCAAUAACUUCGUCCUCCCCGUGGGGCCGUGCUCCACGGAGCUCACCGAAUCGCAGACCAGCUUUGGUCCGCCCAAAAUCAAGAAAGUCCUGCCCACCAGGGCCAACCGAAUGGAGCAGUUCCUGUGGCAGGAGCUCUUCGCCGAGUACAAUCGCCAGGCAUCGGCUCCAGAGGAGGUGACCGAGGAUCGCACGGAGUACUACGACCAGUUCUGCAAGGAUGUGGCGCCAAAGAACGAGGAGGCCGAGGAGGUUCUGACCCAAAAGUAUCCGCUCUACUGCACCACGGCUGUUACCCUGUGGAAUGAGGACGGGGAUCCCACCAAGACAUUCAAGAAGAGCUAUUCGAUAACCCGGCCCAUUAAUGAGUGUACUGAGAAAUUUGCUCCUUAGAGAGCUUUUAUAUUUACCAAGUCUUGGAGAAAAUGGUGCAUCCCUCAUUCUCCUUCAUUAAACAUAAUUAAGUUGGCUAUACAAUA
Molecule: messenger RNA, 594 nt
Organism: Drosophila kikkawai
Lineage: Eukaryota; Metazoa; Arthropoda; Insecta; Diptera; Drosophilidae
Source: RefSeq, a predicted model, not a curated record